Messenger RNA from Heterobilharzia americana, 2137 nucleotides. The record is from the annotation of a GenBank genome assembly. NCBI's taxonomy places the organism in Eukaryota, Metazoa, Platyhelminthes, Trematoda, Strigeidida, Schistosomatidae.
CUCGAUGAAAGCGAAAGUAAACGUGGGGACAUGGAAUGUCCGCACGAUGUUUGAACCCAGUAAGGCAGCCCAGAUUGCAAAGGAGAUGAGAAGGUAUAACAUCGAAGUGCUUGGGAUUUGCGAAAGCAGAUGGGAUGGGAGUGGACUCUCCAAACUGUCAACUGGAGAAUCAAUAAUCUACUCCGGUCACCCAGACGACAACCACGAGCACACUGAGUUAUGGAGUGGCUAUCAUGAUGUCCUCAAGAGCAUCGAAGGCUCUCAUGCAGUGGGAACCAAUCUCCUCCAGGAUCAUGACAUUGAGAUUCAACUCAAAAGGAAGAAAGGUCACAAUCAUACAAUGUUAUGCACCUACAAAUAAUGCAGAGCAAGAGAAAAAGGAGGAAUUCUACAGACAACUUCAAUCAACACUGGACAAGACUCCACUCCAGUUGGCGAUAUCAAAAUUCUAAUGCGUGGGGCGACAUGAAUGCCAAACUGGGAGGGGACAACACAGGAAGAGAACUAACCAUGGGUCGAGAGGCGCUAGGUGAAAUGAAUGAGAAUGGAGAAUUGUUUGCAGAAUUCUGUGCAUUCAACGAUUUGGUGAUUGGAGGCAGUGUGUUCAGGCACAAAGAUAUCCACAAAGCGACAUGGAUUUCACCAGAUGGACACACUAAAAAUCAAAUCGACUUUAUCUCAAUCUCAAGAAAAUGGAGACGCAGCCAGCCUACUGGACACAAGGUCAAGAAGAGGAGCAGAUGUAGGUUCACAUCACUCACUAUCUAGUGCAAGGAACCUACCUUGCAAAUCAAGUUAAAAGCCUUCAAGGAAGCUGGUGAUAGACCUCAAUUCAAGUACAACACUCGGAAACUGAAGGGUGAAACUACAAAGGAGAUCUUCACGGCAGCCAUCAAGACAAAAUGGGACACAUCGAGCAACAUCCCUGAAGAAACCUGUGUGGAAGAACACUGGAAGUCUUUGAAAGCUAUGUGGAAAGAAACCUGCACAACAGUAUUAGGAAGGAAGAAGAAAGAAGACGGGACAAGGAAUGGAUCUCGACGGAUACCUAGAAGCUGAUAGAGGAGAGGAGGAUGGUGAAGCAGAAUAUAAACCAGUGCAAGGAUGCUCAACGACAAGAGGAACUGAGCACAAUGUAUAAAGCACUGGACAAAGAAGUAAAGAAGCGUGCACGCAAAGACAAAAGACACUUCUACGAAACACUGGCAAGUGAAGCAGAACAGGCUGCAGGUAAGAGAGACCUGACGACAUUGUAUCAAAUAACCAGGUUGCUAUCAGGGAAGAGACCAACACAGAUGAAACCAAUAAAAGACGAAGAAGGAAAUUUAAUUACAAAAGAAGAGAAACAGAGGAAACGAUGGGCCGACCACUUCAAGAAGCUCUUGAAUCGACCACCACCUGCACUUCGUCCAGAAAUACCACCUGCAGCCGCUGAAUUACAAGUGAACAUAAAUCCCCCAACGAAAAUGGAAGUCGUGAACGCCAUAAAGCUACUGAAAUGCGGGAAAGCAGCAGGACCAGAUGGGAUCCCGCCAGAAGCACUGAGAACAGAUGCAGAGACAACAGCGGCCAUGCUCACACCACUAUUGCAGAAGGUGUGGAAGGAAGAGAAGGUACCUGACGAUUGGAAGAAGGGUUACCUUGUCAAACUGCCGAAGAAGGGAGACCUCAGUGCUUGCAAGAACUGGCGCGGAAUCACUCUCCUGUCCACCCCAAGUAAAAUAUUAAGCCGCAUCAUCCUGGAGAGGCUUAAAGACGCACUGGAUUCAAAACUGCGACCGGAACAGGCAGGCUUCAGGAAGUACAAAUCAUGUGCAGACCAAAUUGCAACGCUUCGUAUCAUCAUAGAACAGAGCAUAGAAUGGCAAUCAGCUCUCUACCUCAACUUCAUCGACUUUGAGAAGGCCUUUGACAGCGUCGACCGAGAGGUAAUUUGGAAACUGCCUCAAUACUACGGAGUACCACAAACCUUUAUCCGCCUCAUUCAACAACUAUAUGAAGAUGCCACGUACCAGCCAAGUAAUUCACAAUGGGAAGCUCAGUGAUGCUUUUGAAGUGAAGACAGGAGUGAAACAAGGUUGCCUACUAUCCCCCAUGAUAUUCUUGAUUGUGGUGGACUGGAUCAUGCAGCAAACAG